This is a messenger RNA of Rhododendron vialii, 1782 nucleotides long. RefSeq names its product malate dehydrogenase, glyoxysomal-like. Gene Ontology annotation, biological process: malate metabolic process; tricarboxylic acid cycle. Lineage: Eukaryota; Viridiplantae; Streptophyta; Magnoliopsida; Ericales; Ericaceae. The transcript is spliced from 10 exons. The record is from RefSeq and is a predicted model, not a curated record. The coding region runs from base 230 to 1300 and encodes 356 amino acids. Gene Ontology annotation, molecular function: L-malate dehydrogenase (NAD+) activity. Gene Ontology annotation, cellular component: cytoplasm; chloroplast.
UAAAGCUUCGAGAACCCAAGAGGUCAGUUUCCACACUUCCCAAUUCAGACUCUCACGUCAUCUUCACCCUCAUCCUAAUUUAGGAUACACGCAAACCGACAUACGAUUACCCAGUUUCGCAUAUAUCUAUUUCCCCCUCUGUUUCUUCGAUCACAAGGCAGUCCCUUUCAAAAUCAAAACCCACCAUUUACUUGAAUUCUUUGAGCAAACAACCCAAGCACGCAAAGAAAUGGAGGCGAACGGAAAUGCCAAUCAACGGAUUGCCAGAAUUUCAGCUCAACUUAACCCUAAUUAUCCCAAGAUGGAGGGAAGUUCCGGAUUGCAACAAGUCAGCUGUCGGGCGAAAGGUGGAGCUCCCGGAUUCAAAGUUGCAAUCUUGGGUGCUGCAGGAGGGAUUGGGCAGCCUCUGGCCAUGUUGAUGAAGAUGAAUCCAUUGGUUUCAGUUCUCCAUCUCUACGAUGUUGUCAAUAGUCCCGGUGUAACAGCAGAUAUCAGUCACAUGGACACUGGUGCAGUGGUAUGCGGUUUUCUAGGACAAAGCCAAUUGGAGGAUGCCCUCAUUGGCAUGGACCUUGUCAUAAUUCCUGCUGGUGUUCCAAGAAAACCGGGAAUGGCAAGGGAUGAUCUGUUCAAUAUCAAUGCUGGCAUCGUCAAAACCCUUUGUGAAGGGAUCACCAAAUGCUGCCCCAAUGCCAUUGUCAACUUGAUCAGUAAUCCUGUGAACUCUACAAUACCAAUUGCAGCAGAGGUUUUCAAGAUAGCUGGCACCUAUGAUCCAAAGAGGCUGUUGGGAGUUACAAUGCUUGAUGUUGUCAGAGCCAAUACUUUUGUGGCUGAAGUUAUGGGACUUGAUCCCAGAGAAGUUGACGUUCCGGUUGUUGGCGGCCAUGCAGGGGUGACGAUUUUACCGCUUCUGUCUCAGGUUAAACCUCCAUGCUCUUUUACCCCAGAAGAAACUGACUAUUUGACAUCUCGUAUUCAGAAUGGUGGAACUGAAGUUGUUGAGGCAAAAGCUGGGGCGGGAUCGGCAACGCUAUCAAUGGCUUAUGCUGCAGUUAAAUUUGCUGAUGCAUGUUUGCGAGGCCUGAGAGGAGACACUAGUGUCAUUCAAUGUGCUUUUGUGGCUUCUCAGGUGACUGAGCUUCCUUUCUUUGCAUCCAAAGUACGGCUUGGCCGUACAGGAAUCGAUGAGAUAUACCCACUCGGCCCCUUGAAUGAGUACGAAAGGGUUGGACUGGAGAAGGCAAAGAAAGAGUUAGCAGAAAGCAUUCAGAAGGGGGUUUCUUUUAUCAAGAAAUGACUCUAAUCUGGAAGUCUGCCAGCAGCUUUAGCCCUUGCUAUUGGGCCUCUAAGCAGUAUAUAUAUGGCCCAGAGAUGGACCAUCCACAUAAUUUGACCCAGCCCAAUCAGACCUGGGGCCUAGACUAUAAUUUUUUGGAGGAAACAACAGGGCCAGCUGAAGCCUGGGCCAUCAAGUCGUGCCUUGGGUACAAAAUCCCUUGGGGUAAUUUGUUGGUGAUUCUGCCUUCUGAGUUCUGACUUGUGGGCUUAUUGCCGGUCCAGGUUUUCGUGGACGUGUAUCGGUGUAAGACCUUUUGAGUUUGUGUUGACUAUUUUGUCCCCGUUUUAGAAUGCGAGUACUGUGCGAAAUUUCGAGUGGAGCGUUGUGACUAAUGGAGGGUAUUAUCAGGAAAAAAGGAUUACGAUUAUUUGGAUGGGACUUGAACGUGCGGGUAUUUUGAAUAUUGGAGCAGCCCAGGUGGAGCUCAAAUUUUUUGGUUA